Messenger RNA from Fusarium proliferatum ET1, 777 nucleotides. RefSeq lists its product as uncharacterized. The transcript has 2 exons. The record is from RefSeq and is a predicted model, not a curated record. Bases 1 to 777 code for a protein of 258 amino acids. Lineage: Eukaryota; Fungi; Ascomycota; Sordariomycetes; Hypocreales; Nectriaceae.
AUGGCCGACGAACGCGAUGGCUCUGCUGCGCUAGAGGUGGAGGUCACUCCCCGGGCUGCUUCUUCAACCUCUUCCAUCCCUGACAACAUUCUCGAGCGCCAUCAGCGACUUGAAUCAGACAUCGCUUGGCCCUACUUUGUGUCGCUCAAACUCGAACCGGAUGUCUUGGAGAGCAUCCGCCCGCAGCUCAAUGACCUCUUCCGUCGUUACGACUACGACGCUGACGUUGGUAUCAUAACCCUCAGAAUGCCAUCCAAGAUCCACGACGACUUUGCCACCGAGUUUGGACUCGUGCUCCAGAAGCUGAUCGACGACAUCCUGCGCGCGGUACCCAACGCGCCUAGAAUCACGGACCGCCAGAGCCGACUGGUGAAGCUUUGGGAGCACGACAAGGCUAAAAAAGGUGGAGAGUGCUACCCGGACGGACAGUUCAAGGACGAUCGCGCCAGCAAGCCAGGUCUCGUCUACGAAGUCGCCUAUUCUCAAACCGGAGAGAGCCUUGAGAAGGUCGCCAAAGACUACAUCGUCGGGACCAAGGGUGCUGUCACUACCGUGGUCUGCUUCAACCUCAAGUACAACGAGGGUCAUUCGUCUGCAUUCCAGGACUCCGAUGGCCGAAUGGUCAAUGGCGACAAACUCGUCAAGCUCCGACUCACUGACAUGGCUAAGGAGAAGUAUUCGGACGACUACCCGCUCGCGCCGAUCCAUAUCCCGUUCACUGAACUCAGCCGAAUUCUCGACUUUGCAAAGGCUCAGACCGAAGGAAGCUCGCCAUAG